AUGAAAUUCGCUGGUUUGAUAUUGGCGAUUGGCUUUCAUUUCGCCGAAGCCGCUCAAGAAGAUCGAUUGACUGCGGAGACGAUCACUGAAGCCAUCGGACGUCUCGCCAAUUCAAAGCCUUACAUCCCGGAAUAUGUGUACAAUGUCAUACUUGCAAUGGAUAGCGAGACUAAAACAGAAUUAGCUCAGCUAUGCAACGACUAUUUCGACGGGAAAAUUGAGACGCCGAAAAAUAUUGAAGAAUUGAUGACGAUGCUGAAUGCGGAUUAUUCGCUCGUGGCUUCGACAUUCGCCAAAAUCAAUAUCUUCUAUCGACAGCGACUCGGAAAUCUUGGGCCAAAAUCCCGAGAAUUCCUCAACAAUGUCGAGCGUCGAUUAUUCGAUGCCGCCAACAACGACACCGGCAAAUUGCGGGACAACUUGGCGACGGCCAUCGAACAGGCGCAAAGCGAUUUUCGACAAUUGUACGAUGAUGACGAUGAGGCGACGAAACUCGACGAGCAAUUCCCGCAAUUCCGCAAUAUCUAUAAUAGUUUGGAGAAAAUUGCAGCAUGA
This is a messenger RNA of Caenorhabditis bovis, 555 nucleotides long. NCBI's taxonomy places the organism in Eukaryota, Metazoa, Nematoda, Chromadorea, Rhabditida, Rhabditidae. The record is from the annotation of a GenBank genome assembly.